Messenger RNA from Chelonia mydas (Green sea turtle), 2218 nucleotides. Its product is annotated as kinesin-like protein KIF20B. Lineage: Eukaryota; Metazoa; Chordata; Testudines; Cheloniidae. Gene Ontology annotation, cellular component: kinesin complex; nucleus; microtubule. Gene Ontology annotation, biological process: microtubule-based movement. The record is from RefSeq and is a predicted model, not a curated record. Gene Ontology annotation, molecular function: microtubule binding; ATP binding; ATP hydrolysis activity.
GACAAAAUCCAGGGGGUCGCUCACCAGCUCGUAGCUCGGCACGUUUGCAGGAUCGGGGCCUCUAGCCCCUUAGUGACCUGCCUGCGUCCCCCUCCCCCGCCGUUCUCAGCCCCUGGGAUCUCGUUCCAGCUCCUCCCGCUGCCGGACACGGACCUGGCCGGGCAUUUCCCUCGGGCCCAGAGGGUAGACAAUGGUGUAUGGUGCUGGGCCGAAGGGGGACUCCCCUAGUACAUUAAUUAACACUUAAUAAAUACAUCACAAUUAAAUACAUGACAGAGCGAAGAAGCUGCCAUGACAGACUUUCCUUCACGAGAAGCUCUGGCGAAAGAAGAGAGACCCAGCGGGAGUAACGGGAGGGGGGAUCCCAGGGAGGCCAGAGGGGCUGGUAGGGGGCGCGGACAGAGAACAAGCGUAGAGUGGCUGCAGGGUUGACCCCUGUGGGAGAUGGCAAAGUGUGUCCAGAUAUGGAUUUCUCACCCCUUGGCCGUAGAGAUGAUAUAAGGCCGACUAACGACCUGAGAGAAGACAUUGCGGUGAAACAUUCAAUCCUUCGCCCAGCGAAAGAGGUAGACUCUCAAAACAGCACCAACACUCACAGCAAAACUUCCGAAUCAUCUGCAGACUGGAAGAACCCAGAAAAGACCCUGAACCACCGACCGUGGGCGAGCGUGGCAAGUGACAGGACGUCUUCUGUCUGGAUGUCCUUCUGUGAGCUUGACAACGAGUGCGUUUACCACGUGUCGCUCCCAGGGUCAAAUGACCAGAAAAGAAGGGUGCCGUGUCUUGCCCAAGACAUCAGAGGCUGCUCUGAUGUGAAAGAUCUGCCGUGGAUUCAGAUUUCGGAUUCAAAAGCAGUUUUUCAGCUUCUGCAGCUCGGACUGAAGCACCAGAGUGUUGCUUGCAGCAAGCGGGAUCCUCACUCCCGUAGAAGUCGCAGCGUAUCCACUGUUCAAAGGCUAAAGACGGAAGAUCGUGAAGCUCCUGCUGUAACCCGAGUCAGUGAAGUGGCGCUCUGUGGUCUUGCUGGCUCAGAAAGACGUUCCAAGACGCGCAAUGAGGGUGAUAGAUUGAAAGAGAGUGGAAAUAUUAACACUUCUCUACUGAUUCUAGGCAAAUGCCCCCAUGCACUCAAGAACAGUCAACAGCCAAAGCUGCAGCUGCACGUACCAUUUCGGGACACUCGCUUCCGUCAAGCCUUUUUCAGGGGAAAAGGGAAGCUUUAUAGGAUGGUAAACAUCAGCCAGUGUGGUGCUGCAUAUGACGAAACGUCUCUCGUAAAUAACGCUGACACGAAAAUGCAGGUAGCAAGAAGAAGAGCCCCUGUACUUUGGGACAGGAGCCUGGAAGAUGUGAUAGAAGACGAUGAGCAUUUAACUGUGAAUAACAAUGACACACAUGAAGAGCAUGAUCUGGCAAAAGAGACGGCAAAUGAGGAGGAGGAAAAGAAAGUAAUUCUUGGAAAAGAAGAGUAUCUGAGACUGCUAACUCCAAUAGAAGACUUGGAAAGCAAGCUGAUCAAUGAGAGCAAAGAUAAAUUAAUCUUGGAACUAAAAAUUCAUGAAGAAGGCGCACAAGAAUUUACUCCGUAUUUUGCUCAACGGGAAACAGUUUUCAAGCAAUGCCUUUCUCAGGAUCCAGAGUUGCUGGAAGAAGAUUCUGAACAACGCUUGGAAAUCUACGAGGAUUUGGUAAAUGAAUGUGCCAAAAACCUGGAUGAAGGACAGGAGAUGAAGAAUUCCCACUGUAAUGAAAGAGCUGGAAUGCUGGAAGGAGGCGAGAAUGGAGAUCCCGAAAAGUGUACUGCUCUUGAGGGCAUUACUGAUUCUCUGCAAGAUGAUGUCCCUGAUAUUAAGAAGCAGGCAGAAGAAGGUCGCAGGUAUAUUGGAUCCCUAGAAGACCCACAGGAAGCGAUUGCUUGGCUUGAAGAAAAACUGGGGAAAAUUACUGUUGAACUAACGAAAACCAAAGAAGAGCUGACAUGGAGAACUGACGAGCUUGAAAUGCAAGUGAUUAAAUAAAGUGAAUCUGCCCGACAACUUGAAGAAGCUACUGAGAAAAUGACGACAGUGAAUAACCCGAUUCAAGAGCUAAUGCACAUUGUAAAAAGAAAAGGAGGACUUGUGGCACCCUAGAGACUAACCAAUUUAUUUCAGCAUAAGCUUUCCUGAGCUACAGCUCACUUCAUCGGAUGCAUACUGUGGAAAGUAUCGAAGAUCUU